AUGUUGAAGAUGGGUGUUUUAAAGGUGGAAAUAGUGUUGUUACUGAACUUGUUGUUAGUAAGCGGAGACGUGUAUAAUAACGAAGUGAGUGAACAUUCUCUGGAGUUGACUCAGUCCUUGAACUUGGCGCGACAAGAGUUGAUUCAAGAGACGUGCCGACAUUUCCCUCCGAAGUACGGUUUGGAUGAGCUUCCACCGAGCCAACUGGAGCAUAUCUUAAUAAACGAAGAACACAAACUUCUGUACUGCUAUGUGCCAAAGGUGGCCUGCACCAACUGGAAGAGAAUCUUCAUGAUGCUAUCAGGCAAAUGGAAUGGCACAGAUGUGUUGUCCAUCACAGCCAGUAUAGCUCAUACUCCUGGAUUGUUCCGGGAUUUAAGCAAUGUAAGCAAAGCAGAGAGAGAUUAUAUGCUAGAGAAUUACAACAAGAUGAUCAUAGUAAGGAAUCCAUUUGAAAGGCUGCUGUCAGCAUUUAGAAAUAAAUUGGAAGGUGACACAUUGAGUGCCAGAUACUUUCAGGACCGCAUAGGAAGACGAAUCAUAAAGGCCUACCGCGAGAACCCAUCGAAUGAGUCUCUGGAGUACGGCCGUGACGUCACGUUUAAAGAGUUCGCGCUGUUCCUCACGAACCGGUCUGAGGAGAUGGCUGAUGUCGUGAACAACGAACAUUGGCAGCCCAUCACGAACCUGUGCCAUCCUUGCCUGAUCAAAUACACUUUAGUCGGUAAAUACGAGACCUUGCUAGACGAUUCGACAUUAGCGCUGCAUACGAUCAACGCAUCCCACAUUCAAUUCCCACGUCUGGAUCAUACUUCGGGCACCGCAGAGAAACUGCACAGGUACUUCUCCCAACUCGACCUCCCACUCAUCAGGCGCCUCUACAAACUCUAUAAACAUGACUACAGGAUAUUUAACUACAAUCUAGACAAUAUUGUAGGCUUCGACCUAGGUUAA
This is a messenger RNA of Spodoptera littoralis (African cotton leafworm), 954 nucleotides long. The record is from the annotation of a GenBank genome assembly. Lineage: Eukaryota; Metazoa; Arthropoda; Insecta; Lepidoptera; Noctuidae.